Guillardia theta CCMP2712 is the source of this 1472-nucleotide messenger RNA. RefSeq lists its product as hypothetical. NCBI's taxonomy places the organism in Eukaryota, Cryptophyceae, Pyrenomonadales, Geminigeraceae. The record is from RefSeq and is a predicted model, not a curated record. The transcript is spliced from 5 exons. Bases 533 to 1423 code for a protein of 296 amino acids.
CAGUUGCUUGAGCAUGAUUUACCUGAUCUUUGCAUCAUACGAGAUACAAGGCUUGACUGGAACACGGCGUUGGCUAUUUCAAGCAGAUAACAACGUUCCUGUCGAGCCCAAAGUGUUGCGAUGGUCAGUGUUGGCUGAUCCAGCCAUCUCCAUCUUCUGGGCCAUGUGUUACGUCAUGGGAAUCAUGGCGGCACGCAGGAAUACGCCGUUGAAUGGAGGGCGUAUUCUGAUCUCAACGGCUUGGCUGGUUUCCUUCAUGUACGUCAUCUGCGCCAUGUUGGACUUCAUACAAUGUGAAUUCCAAGGCAAUGGCAUCGGCUCUGUUUGUCAUGGGUAUUGGAGUCUUUCUACUUCGGCCUUUAUCUGGGUAGGGCUUUUCUUUGCCCAUGUCAGACAGCAGUACUUCUAUGUCGUUGUCUUUUUCCUCCAGGGAGCAUACUGCUUCUAUUUCACCACCUUCGCGCAGAACGCUCAGUGGGCCAUUUACUUGUUCUACGUGUACGGCACCGUGUUGCUUGGUCUUGCCAUUUCCAUGCCUGUGAUGUAUUACUUGAAGCUUCGUGCGAUCUACGAGGAGCUGGAGGAAAAAUCAAAUGCGUUCAGCGAGGCGUGGAACAGGAUGAGACGCAACGAAGCCGACAUGCUACAACGUUUGUAUCAGCUCACCAGACAAGUCAACUCCCUCCUACUCGUUGCGCGGCAGACAGAACGACGAGGCCUCGGUCGGAAGGCGAUGAUCCUGAUGGGUCUGUACAAACCCCGCAUCUCCAAACGUCUCAAGAUGGGGCAAAGAUCUAACGACAUCGAGCUCUUGUACAAAGAAGCGCAGCAGCUGAGCGGUCCUUUCCAGGACUUCGUGGCUCGGUGGAACGCGCACGGAGUGGUGAAGCAGGGAAACAUCAAGACAUGCUCGCGCGCUCUGCAGAAAGUCGUGCGGUCCUACGAGCGAGACUGCUCCAAGCUCACGGACCUCGUGCGGUGCAGCAUUGUGGUGAAGGACCUGACGGAGCUGACGCGGUGGGUGGAGCAUCUGAUGAGGACGUCGGAGGUUGCGUUCGGGUACGAGAAGCGGUUCCCGCACAGGGGGAAAGUGCAGCCUGAUGGGGCUGAGGAGUCGGAGGGAGAGGGAGUGGAGCUGAGCAAGAAGUUCAUGAGCAUCACAUGCAUCAAGAACAGGUAUGAUCCCGCAUACAACAAGCAUGAGACGGUCGGGUAUCGCGAUGUGUGCGUUUGUGUGGAGGUGGGGUACAUCAAGAGCUCGAUCAUGAACAGCUGCAUGCUGGUUCCUCUGAGCGAGUGGGAGACAACCGAAGGUCUCCAUCGUCAUAUCUGUGAGAUGCAGGUGAUCUUGCACGACAUGUACAGCCUCAAGUCGGGGCUGCACAAGUCUUAUGUACAGUUUCGCAACACAGUUGUACAGUGAGAAGCAGUGUUGAGAAGUAGAGAUUGUUAAUAGACUAUUCUUUCUUGUU